This is a messenger RNA of Tetranychus urticae (two-spotted spider mite), 2723 nucleotides long. RefSeq names its product catalytic subunit 3A of the oligosaccharyltransferase complex (gene Stt3A). Gene Ontology annotation, cellular component: membrane. The record is from RefSeq and is a predicted model, not a curated record. Gene Ontology annotation, biological process: post-translational protein modification. NCBI's taxonomy places the organism in Eukaryota, Metazoa, Arthropoda, Arachnida, Trombidiformes, Tetranychidae. Gene Ontology annotation, molecular function: dolichyl-diphosphooligosaccharide-protein glycotransferase activity.
AAAAUUCAAAUGCACGUCACUUUAAAUGAGAGAAAGUCAGAAAAUGUGUUGUUUAAUUUGCUCACCGGUUGAGCGCCAGUGAUUAUACUUAAUUUUUUAUAUUAAUUGUGAUUGUUUUUGUUCUGUUUUUUUUGUUCAUCAACAAUCUAAAUUUCAGUAUUACUAGUGGUCAACAAUCAGCUUCGAUUGAACCAGGAUGACAGUAGCGGUGGAUCAAUACAACUCUGCCGGUUGGCUACAGAGACAUUUUUCUUUGGCUAGGCAAGAGAAAUUGCUUCAAUUAUUUAUCUUAUUAACGGCUGCAAUUUUAUCUUUCUCUGUUCGUUUAUUUUCUGUUCUUCGUUAUGAAAGUGUCAUCCAUGAGUUCGAUCCUUAUUUCAAUUACCGUACUACACAAUAUUUGACGGAAAAAGGAUUUUACGAUUUUCUUAAUUGGUUUGAUGAUCGAGCUUGGUAUCCACUAGGACGUAUUAUUGGAGGAACCAUUUAUCCUGGUCUUAUGGUCACAUCAACAGCUCUCUACAAUUUUUUACAUUUUCUCAAUAUUAAUAUUGAUAUUAGAAAUGUUUGCGUUUUUCUUGCUCCAUUAUUCUCAAGUUUCACCACAAUAGUUACUUACUUGUUAACUAAAGAGCUUUAUAAUUCAUCUGCGGGUUUAGUUGCUGCAGCUAUGAUCUCAAUUGUGCCCGGUUACAUCUCUCGUUCAGUUGCUGGUUCAUAUGAUAAUGAAGGAAUUGCCAUUUUCUGUAUGCUCCUUACUUAUUAUUUUUGGAUCAAAGGAGUGAAAACUGGUAAAAUUAUUUGGUCAGCAAUGUGUUCACUUGCUUAUUUCUACAUGGUAUCUUCUUGGGGUGGCUACGUUUUCCUUAUCAAUCUGAUUCCUCUCCACGUAUUAACUUUAAUGAUCACUGGACGAUUCAGCCAUCGAAUCUAUGUCGCCUACUCUGUUGUUUACAGCUUAGGAACUCUGUUAUCAAUGCAGAUACCAUUUGUCGGAUUUCAACCUGUACAAUCUAGCGAACACAUGGCUGCUUUAGGUGUUUUUGGCUUAUGUCAACUCUUUGCCUUUAAUGAAUAUCUUAAAGCAAAACUUUCCAAGCCAAACUAUGACUUUUUGUUUCGAUCUUUGGUCGUAGGAUUAGCAGUUUUGGGCUUUUUGACUGGACUUUUCUUGACAAUCAUUGGAAAAAUCUCUCCAUGGACUGGACGAUUUUAUUCCCUUCUGGAUCCUUCUUACGCCAAAAACUACAUUCCUAUUAUCGCUUCUGUUUCUGAACAUCAGCCUACUUCAUGGUCGUCGUUUUACUUUGACUUACAGCUUCUUCUUUUCCUAUUUCCUGUCGGUCUUUACACUUGUUUCAAGCAAGUUAAUGAUGCCAAUAUAUUUAUUAUUCUUUAUGGUUUGACAAGUAUUUAUUUUGCUGGAGUUAUGGUUCGGUUGAUGCUUGUCUUGGCUCCAGUUAUGUGCAUUCUAUCUGGUAUUGGAAUUUCUUCAAUGCUUACUCGAUAUUGUAAACAAAUUGAUCCUACUCCACCAAAUGUGCCAACUGGCGCAUCCGGAGCUGCUCAUUCAACUAUUGGAGCGCACAGUAAAACUUCGUCAACUCAAAAAAGAAAACAACAAAGAUUCGAAAAUAAUUUUUUCAUGAAAAAUGAAAUUGCAACCUUCUUUAUUGGGCUAUCCGCAGUGCUUUUGUGUAUGUAUAGCUAUCACUGUAUUUGGGUAACUAGUGAAGCUUACUCAGCGCCUUCAAUUGUCCUCUCUGCCCGAAGUCACGAUGGAUCACGAAUUGUAUUCGAUGAUUUUCGUGAAGCCUACUAUUGGUUGCGACAAAAUACCCCUGAAGAUGCUAAAAUAAUGUCUUGGUGGGAUUAUGGUUAUCAAAUUUCUGCCAUGGCUAAUCGCACAAUCAUUGUUGAUAAUAACACUUGGAAUAACACCCACAUUUCAAGAGUUGGCCAGGCAAUGGCCUCUAGUGAAGAUAAAGCUUAUGAAAUUAUGAAAGAAUUGGAUGUGAAUUAUGUUUUGGUUAUAUUUGGUGGUUUAACUGGUUAUUCAUCUGAUGAUAUUAACAAAUUUCUUUGGAUGGUAAGAAUUGGAGGAAGCACAGACAAAGGAAAACAUAUUAAAGAAUCUGAUUAUUACACUCCAUCAGGAGAGUUUAGAGUUGACAAAGAUGGCUCACCAAUUUUACUUAAUUGCUUAAUGUACAAAAUGUGUUACUACCGGUUCGGAUCAGUUUACACCGAAGGAGGUAAACCACCAGGCUGGGAUCGAGUUCGAGGAGCUGAAAUAGGUAAUAAAGACUUUGAGUUGAAGGUUUUGGAAGAAGCGUAUACAACUGAACAUUGGCUUGUUCGAAUUUACAAAGUUAAAGAUUUACCAAACAGAGGAUAACGCAACUUGAUCGGAUUACUUAAAUUUUGAUACAACCUUUUUUAUAUUACAUCGAACUAAAUAGUAUUUGAAAAUCAAAAGAUUAUAAAUCAAUUCAGAACAAUUUUUCAACUUAAAAUUUGUGUCGCAGCAAUCAACAUACUACUUUAUAAAGGCAAAAUAUUCUUGACAGUUUUAUUGUACGAUCUCAAAUGCUACUCCAAAGCAGAAAAGUGAAGAUCAAGAUCAAAGAGCAAGAAAUUGUGGUUAAAAUUAUGAUCGUCAAUUUGAUCCUUCAAUAAUCGCAAAACUAAAAGAUGACAAUCACAAAAAUUUACUAAAACAA